Thermothelomyces thermophilus ATCC 42464 is the source of this 1919-nucleotide messenger RNA. RefSeq lists its product as uncharacterized. Lineage: Eukaryota; Fungi; Ascomycota; Sordariomycetes; Sordariales; Chaetomiaceae. The transcript is spliced from 3 exons. Gene Ontology annotation, cellular component: plasma membrane. Gene Ontology annotation, biological process: adenylate cyclase-activating G protein-coupled receptor signaling pathway. The record is from RefSeq and is a predicted model, not a curated record. Gene Ontology annotation, molecular function: G protein-coupled receptor activity. The coding region runs from base 200 to 1882 and encodes 560 amino acids.
GUUUGGUCGAUCGUGAUCUUAAGCGACGCCCUUCCCCCGCGCUCCCGAGGGACGAAAAAAAAAAUAAAAUAAAAAAUAGGUCGACCUGUUUUUGAUCGUUUUCCCUUUCCCUGCGGGAUCUCUGGCUUUCAUCAGAGCACCAGCGUCCCAGGAUGAGGGCGACGGGAGCCUGCCGAGCAGCUCCUGUCCGCGCGCGUACAUGAUGGCAGACGACGGUCGCCCUUCUCUGGACAGCCUCGUGCGAUGGCAUCUCCGGACCUCGAGGCGAUCGCGCCAUGCCGCCGCCGGUCCGGCGGCUCCGCCCGACCUGUCCCUGGGGCUUGCCGAGGGCCUCUACAUGGGCGAGAGCGCCAAACACCAGCAAGCAGCGCUCGCCCUCGCCCGGAAACGGAGACGCCCGAACCAGUUCUUGGUCCUCAUAUACAACCUCCUCCUUGCCGAUAUCCACCAAGCUGCGUCCUUCCUGCUCAACGCCGUAUGGCUGGGCCGCGGCGGCAUCCACGUCCGGACGGCGACGUGCUGGGCCCAGGCCUUCCUUAUCCAGGUUGGCGACCUGGCGUCGAGCUUCUUCAUCACCGCCAUCGCCGUCCACACGUACCUGGCCGUUGUCUGGAACUACACGCCCCCCCAGCCGGCCGUCUACGGCAUCGUUGUCUUCUUGUGGGUCUUUAACUAUCUCCUCAUCAUAAUUGGCAUUGCCGUCACCAAAAACGGCAAGGAAGAAGGCGGUCUCUUCGUCCGGGCGACCGCGUGGUGCUGGAUCAAUAUCCGCUACGAAAUGUUACGCCUACUCCUCCACUAUCUCUGGAUCUUCAUCGCUCUCGCCAUCACCGGCAUCCUCUACACCCUCAUCUUUCUAUCUCUGAACAACAAGCGGCGCCGCGCCCAGCGGAGCGAUAAACUGCACUCGGCAGCACGUGCGGGAAAGGGGCCAGGUCCGACCGAAUCAAGGACUAACAUCCACAAUUCCGACGACAUCACCGCCACCACCGCCGCCGAGCAAAUCCUCCCUGGCGUCGACCCGGGCGCCUUCGGAGGAGGAGGAGGAGGGGGUGGCAGCGAACACGGCCGAGAAGAAGUGGCCGACGGGGUCGGCCGGGGCGGGAGCAGCGGGGGCGGGGGCGAAGGCGGGGCCGGACACCCCAAGGUCUUCCUGCUGUACCCGCUCAUCUACAUUGUGUGCACGGCGCCGCUGGCGCUGGGCCGCAUCGCCAGCAUGGCGGGCGUGGACGUGCCGCCGGCCUACUUCUACACCGCCGGCGCCCUCAUCACCAGCAACGGCUGGCUGGACGUGCUCCUCUGGGGCGUCACCCGCCACCGGCUGCUCUUCGGCGCCGACGUCGACGCCGAGGACUCCGGCCUCGACACCUUCACCUUCAUGCGCACCCCGCACGGCCGCCGCUGGGGGAACAUGGUCUGGGUCGAGGGCGGCGGGGGCCACCGUCGACCGGCCGGUGGCGCCGGUGGCGGCGCCCGUCACGGGGAGGCCGAAGGCGAGGCGGGGAAGCUGGGUGGUCUGGUGAAGAGACGGAUGGGCUGGCGGCCGCUGUUUGGAUUUGGCGGCGGCGGUGGCAUUGGCGGCGUUGGCGGUGGUAGUCAUGGCGGUAACAAUGGUUGUGGUGGUGGGGCAGGGCAAGGGGGGGAAGGACGGAGGAGGGGGGCGGGCCAUGACGGGGCCGAGCUGGCGGGGAGGGAAGACGGGUUGGCGAUCCAGAUGGACAUGGUCACCACGGUGGUGGUUGAACAAGCAGAGGGCAAACUGUGGGAACGUUGGGAGCCGGGCAGGAGCACACGGCAUAUCCCGAGCGCGUCGGCGGGGAGUAACAACAGAGCGUACGAGGACCUGGAGCUGGAUGAUACCCUUCUGAAAAACCUCGAGUAGAUAUCUAGAUAUACGAAUAUGUAUAUGAAUAUAAUUA